CUCGUUGAUUUCCGUUCAUCAUCGGUAUAUGAACAUGGCGAUCGUUUCCUUACGAAGCUCUGCGUCCUCGCUGUUGUUGUUUAGCAGAAGAUUGUUCAACCCGCAGCUGAAUGCUCUCUGUUCAUAUCACGAAAAGGUGGUGGACCACUACGAAAACCCAAGAAAUGUGGGCUCUUUAGACAAAAACAACAAGAAUGUGGGGACUGGAUUGGUGGGUGCACCAGCCUGUGGUGAUGUAAUGAAACUUCAGAUCCAGGUGGACGAAAACGGCAAGAUUGUCGAUGCAAGAUUUAAGACAUUUGGCUGCGGCUCAGCCAUUGCCUCCAGUUCUCUAGUAACGGAGUGGGUGAAGGGGAAGUCGGUUAAUGAAGCUCUGAAGAUCAAGAACACAGACAUUGCCAAAGAACUCUGCCUUCCUCCAGUCAAGCUUCAUUGCUCUAUGCUUGCAGAAGAUGCCAUAAAAGCAGCGCUGUCAGACUACAGACUAAAACAACAGGACAAGAAGGAGGAAUGUGUACAAGCCACCAGUUAAUAUGUUGUUAUUAACUAUCAAUUAUGGGCCCUGUAAUGUUUCACUGCAGUGCUGUUUGAAAGGUUGGUUACCGUAAUACUACAUCAGGUUUUGCACCCUUCUGGGAGUUUUAUACCCUUAAAAAUCUCCAUGUGCAAGGGUUGUGGGGUCACUCUCUUGAAUUCAAGCUAAGAUUCCCAUAUUGUUCAAGUGCCAGGUGUUUAUGGUGUUUAUUUGUUUUUCAUCAGAAAAUCAGAAAUUGUUUCCUAAUUGAUUUUGGAGUCGAAAGUUCAUGAUGAAUAAUUUAAGAUAACUGAUCCCUAAAUUUAAACAAGGGAGCUCAACAUUGUUGUUACUCUGCAGCACUUUUCUACACAGAACACAAACAAGAUACGUCAUAAAUCAGAAUCUAUAGGCCCAGGUGUGUUUUUGUUUUGUAUAUUUUUUGGCAUUUGGGCUUUAAUUGGCUUGAUUGUAAAAGAUCACUGGUCUCUCGCGGAGGAUUCAGUAUGAAAAUGCAGUUAGGUCAUCAGCUAAAGUAUACAUACAAAAACAUAAUACAGAUUAUUGUAUGAGACUGUGUGCUUGUUGUCAAUUAAAUUAGUAAAAACA
Messenger RNA from Siniperca chuatsi (mandarin fish), 1123 nucleotides. RefSeq names its product iron-sulfur cluster assembly enzyme (gene iscua). Gene Ontology annotation, cellular component: cytoplasm; mitochondrial matrix. The transcript is spliced from 5 exons. The record is from RefSeq and is a predicted model, not a curated record. The coding region runs from base 29 to 532 and encodes 167 amino acids. Gene Ontology annotation, molecular function: ferrous iron binding; 2 iron, 2 sulfur cluster binding. Lineage: Eukaryota; Metazoa; Chordata; Actinopteri; Centrarchiformes; Sinipercidae. Gene Ontology annotation, biological process: iron-sulfur cluster assembly; intracellular iron ion homeostasis.